This is a messenger RNA of Triplophysa rosa, 2607 nucleotides long. RefSeq names its product coiled-coil alpha-helical rod protein 1 (gene cchcr1). The coding region runs from base 169 to 2466 and encodes 765 amino acids. The transcript is spliced from 19 exons. NCBI's taxonomy places the organism in Eukaryota, Metazoa, Chordata, Actinopteri, Cypriniformes, Nemacheilidae. The record is from RefSeq and is a predicted model, not a curated record. Gene Ontology annotation, cellular component: centriole. Gene Ontology annotation, biological process: cell differentiation; protein export from nucleus.
AAUCUGCCAUGACAACCGCACGCAGUUGCAGGCUUCCAGUUUUGAACCUAGUAGCGGGGAACGGGUUCGUUAAUUUCCCCGCGUUUAACUUUUUAGUGAAACCGUUAGAUUACAUUUCUAUCUGAACACUUUUGUACCGUCUUGUAAGACGUGAGAUUGGUGGUUGGUAUGGAUCUGUGGAAAGCGGAGAGGCUGAACGCGCCGUCGGACUUCAUGAAAGCUCCUGACGUAGCAUCUGGCAGUAAGGCUGCUCAUCUGAUGACCCCUGCUCAGUUUACUGGGGGUCCUCUGGCUCUGCCCACCGCCUCACAUACAACACCCAUCCAAGCCACGCCCACACCUGCAGCUACACACACCACACCCCCUUCUAAAUUCGGCGAGAUGGGUCUGAGCUGGAGAGAGACUGCUGGGGUUGAAUCUAGGAGUUCAACCCAUCACAAACACCAGAGCCGCAAGCUGCUAGAAGAUGAGAGGAGCAGCUCAAAGGCCUUGCUGCAAGAGUUAGAAAGUUUAAGAGAAGAGAAAGAAGUGAUGAGAGGAGAGAUGGAGCGUCUGAGAGGAAGAGUGGAGCGCCUAAGAGAGCAGAUCGGAGACCAGCAGGACCAAAUAAACGGACAUUGUAUAGAGCGUGACGAGUCACACAGUGAAUUAAAGAGUUGCAAGGCUGAGCUCAGUAUAAGCCGAGAACAGAUUUUUACCCUAAAAAGUGAAUAUGAAUUAAAGCGGCAGUGUUUGGAGAGAGAGUUGCAGGACUCAGAACAAGAGACGGAGAGGCUGCAGCUCAAACUGGAGGAGCAGAACAGGAUUGCUGAAGCUGCACAGGAAGUGACCUCGCUAAGAGCUCAACUACAGGAAGGGAUUUCGGAGACUGACGACCUGAGGAAUCAGCUGAGUGUUCUGAACAACUCGCUAUUGGAACAGUCUGAGUAUGUACAGAAACUGCGCAGAUACAUUGGCAGCAACGUCACAGAGAGAAAAGAAGAGGAAGAUCUUAAACAACAAAUACAGCAUUUGGAGAAGGAAAAGGAAGCCCUGUCUCUAUCUGUUCAACUGCUAAAUGUCCGAGUCAAAUCAGCCAAUGACAUUCUGGCCAUUCAGGAGAAAGAGUUGGGCGAACAGGCACAAUCUGACCCACUGUAUUCUGGCAGUAAAGCUGUGCAGAUGUUGAGCGUUUGGAGACAAAAGGUUUUCAUGCUGCUUGUUAAACUACAAACCAGAGACUUACAGCUCCACGUGGAGAAAACACAUUUACAGAACAUGGUUUCCUCUUUAAAGCAAGAAGUAGAGCGUUUGCAGUCACAGAACAGUGUACUGCAGCACCACCUAGAGGACAAAACGGCUCAGUUAGAGCUACAGCAUGUACAUGCUCAGGGAGUACAGCAGCAGUUGGACAGUGCUUUACAGGAGAAUGCCCGGCUCAAAGAGCAGAAUAAAAGCGCUGAGAAAUCUCUGAUUGACAUCAGUGAAACGGCACACAGAGUGAUGUCAGCCGUAGAUAUGAAGGCAGGUCAGAUGGAAGCAGGUUUGUCUAGUGUAAGUCAGCUCAACCACAGACUCACCUUUGCUGCCAAGCGACUGGACACGGUACAUGGGCUGCUGUUGAGGAAAGAAGCUCUGUGGAAAACCAAACAAGCUACAAGGUCCCCGGAGCCGCAGGUGUCAGAGAGCUUAAUUAAGAGCCUCCAGGCUGAGGUGGCCCUGUUGAGCGCAGAGAGAGAUAAACUCACGCAGGAGCUCAAACGCACACCAGACCUCAUCCAGGCCUCCCUGUUUGAUCUACAGCAGCAGCGAGAGAGAGAAGUGGUCCUCCUGAAGGACGCGCUGUCAUGCAGUAAGGAGGAGUUGAAGGCAUCAGAAUCGAGCCAGAUGGAGAUUCAGAGACAUUGUGAGGAGCAAGAGGGGACCAUCGCGGAGCUCCGUGCUGAGGCCCAGAGACUACAGCAACAGGGUGAUUCAGUUAUGCACAGAUUAUCAGAAGUCGAGAGUGUGUGUGCAGAGAAGCUCAGAGACAUGGAGGCUCAAGUCAACACUGCAAGGAGAGAGCACACAAAAGCAGUGGUGGCUUUGCGACAGGUACAGAGGCAGGUGGAGAGAGAGAGGGAGCAGAUGAAAGAGGCAGAGAGCGAGAGAGCAGAGCACACAAACAUGCAGAUCACACAACUGCAAAAACAGCUGAAACACAAGGACAAAGACCGCAACCUUCUCCUGGCUGUGGUUCAGGAACAGGGUUUAAUAAAUGAAUAUAAAAGACUGAGAAGAUCAGCCAUUCAAUCAACUGAAGCUUUAAAACAAAAACAUCAUCAGUCUGAAAGCAGAAAUCCUCCAACACCUGAAAGUCUGCUGGGGGCGCUGCAGGCUCUUACCGCGGCAGUGAUGGACAGCUCGGAGGAGGAGGAUGAAGAGGGUCAGGCCUUCAAUGUAACACAAACACCCCCUGGUGCUGAUACACAUAAAGAAUUGGGCUGAACACACCAUUCAGUUCUCUCUCUCUCUCUCUCUCUCUCUCUCUCAAACACCCUCACUGUCUGUCAAACCGCUCUCAUGAGAUUUGAUGUCUGUUUUAUGAUUGAAUAAAAGUGCUUUUUGUCAAAUUUGGACAGCUUGCUG